CACAGGCUUCAGGUAGAUGCAUGCACGGACGGCGAAGUUCGUCUGUUCUCAUAGACCAGGCGGCUAACUGAUCCUCCAUGCAUAACAGGCAGGACACACAGCGAAAUACGAGCCCAUUUGUCUGUCUGCCUCUCUGUCGGAGACCACUCAAACGUUCUCAAGCACGAUUCGCGAUAUGUCGCUCUUGUCACCCUGUUGGCACAUCAUGACGAUGCUGGCGGCCACGUCGUCGGCUGUCAGAAAUUUCGAUAUGUCCUUGGCGCCCGGCUCCCAGCCACCCCUUGCCCUAUCCUCCCACCAAGGAGUCGCCACACCUACCCGCACAAACAUAUGUGCAGAUUAGUCCUCCCCCUCCCCCUCACCCUCCCUUGUUUGUGUGUACCUGCUGGGUUGACUGUACCGAUUUUGACGCCACUCCCCUUCAAUUCGCACCUGGCGCUCGCGACCAGCCCCUCCACGGCAUACUUGCUUGCACAAUAAAUGGCGCCCGUCGGCCCAGCCCGGAUGCCCUUGACUGAUGAUGUAACGACAAUCUGUCCGUGACCUUGCCGCCUCAUGACUGGCAUCAGCCGCACCAGAAAGAGAUACACGCCCCUCACGUUAGUCCGCAGCACCUCGUCCAGCUCGGCCACAGUCGUGUCGACAAGAGCACCCGUCCCUCGCCCAAUUCCCGCGUUGAGGAUGGCCGCAUGGAUAGUCUGCGAGUGCGACAGGCAUUCCCGCAUGAGCCGCUCGCAGUCGGCCUCGGCGGCAACGUCGCCGGAUGACUCGUGUACGUGGAAGGGAGGCCGAGAGUCGCCGUGCGGCUCCUCCUGAUGGAUGGCGCGGCACGCAUCAGCCACUCUCUUCAGGUUUGCCUCAUUCCGGCCAGUCAGGAAGAGGCUAUAUCCCUCUCUCGCCAGCAGCUUCGCCGUGGCCUCCCCGAUGCCGCUGCUCGCACCUGCAUGCAUGAAAACACACACACUCAGUGACACACAGUGAGAUCUCAGGUGGACCCUUGCUGUGUAAUGCAACGCAGGCGGCACCGCACCUGUGAUGAGCGCAUACUUCAUCGCUUUUCUUUCCUGACACGAAGCAGAGAGA
Messenger RNA from Vitrella brassicaformis, 1083 nucleotides. The record is from the annotation of a GenBank genome assembly. NCBI's taxonomy places the organism in Eukaryota, Vitrellaceae.